AUGGAAGAAGAACAGAAAUCUCCAAGAAGAUCCAUUCAUAGAAAAAGCUCAAGAGUCUUUUUAAAGGAAAAGCAAUUUCGCCCGGAAUUCCAUGGCCAGCUAAAAGGCGAAGAAAGAACAGACAAGUUAUGAAAACUCAUGGCUGAAUACUUAGACUCAGAUUUAAUAACAAUUCAAAAGUCCAUUGUUUCCCAUGUUGAGUAUACUCUUGCUAGAACAAGGUUUAACUUUGAUAAUUUAUCAUGCUAUCGAGCCACAGCAUUUUCUGUAAGAGAUCGGCUUAUUGAGAGUUGAAAUGACUCUCAACAGAUCUUCACAGCUUCUGACAAUAAAAGAGUUUAUUAUAUAUCUCUCGAGUAUCUUUUAGGCCGCCUUCUCAAAAAUAAUUUGUACAAUAUUGAUUUGGAAAAAGACUAUAAGGAAGCUUUAUCAGAUCUUGGAUUUAAGCUAGAAGACCUCUAUGAAGAAGAAAUCAACCCUGCCUUAGGAAAUGGAGGCCUUGGAAGGCUUGCAGCUUGCUAUUUAGACUCGCUGGCCACUCUUGAAUAUCCUGGCUGAGGAUAUGGAAUUCGUUAUGAUUAUGGAAUGUUCAGGCAAAAAAUCAUCAAAGGCUACCAAGUUGAGCUUCCAGACUAUUGGCUUAUUCAGCAAAAUCCUUGGGAAAUUGAAAGAUCUGAUGUAGCAUACGAUAUUUAUUUCGGAGGCCAUGUCGAGUCUGUCUAUGAAGGAGGAAGGGAAAAAAGAAACUGAAUCCCAGCUGAAAAUAUCAUCGCAAUGGCCUAUGAUACACCAAUUUCUGGUUAUAGAACGUUUAACACUAUCAAUCUAAGGCUAUGGAGAUCUAGGCCUGCAAAUGAAUUUGAUUUUUCUUCUUUUAAUACAGGGGACUAUUUUGAAGCCGUUAAGUCUAGGCAAGAAGCGGAGCUAAUUACUUCUGUGCUAUAUCCAAAUGAUUUAACAUAUUCAGGAAAAGAGCUGAGACUGAGGCAGCAGUAUUUCUUCUGCUCUGCAACUAUACAAGAUGUUAUAAGAAGAUUUUUGAAGAAAGGUCACAAGUGGGAUGAGUUACCUAGUAAAGUUGCCAUUCAGCUUAACGACACACACCCAACUUUAGCGAUACCAGAAAUGCUGAGAAUUCUGAUUGACCUCUAUGACUUAGAUCCAAUAUACAGCUGAAAAUUGGUUCAGAAAGUUUUCGCAUAUACUAACCAUACCAUUUUUCCUGAGGCAAUGGAGAAGUGGCCAAUAGAAUUAUUUCAAAAGCUUUUUCCAAGACAUUUAGAAAUUAUUUAUAGCAUUAACUUUCAAUUCAUGCAAGAAAUCCAAAAGAGAUAUGAAAAUGAAAGUGAAGAUAGAAAAAACCAUUUACUGUAA
Molecule: messenger RNA, 1374 nt
Organism: Blepharisma stoltei
Lineage: Eukaryota; Ciliophora; Heterotrichea; Heterotrichida; Blepharismidae
Source: the annotation of a GenBank genome assembly